GUGCCGGGGCCCAGGCCGAGGCCGCGCCGUAAGGCCGACGCUGAGGCGGGGCCGGCGCGGCGCCUCGCUGGCGCCGGGCCGGGGGUGACGGAGGUGGCCGGGCCGGGCCGGGCCGCGCCGCGCCGCGCGGUAUGAUCGGUACCGUGCUCUGCUACGUGCUGCUGCCGGCGGCGCGGCUCCUCCGGGCCCUCCGAGAUGCUUUCUUUACCUAUCGAAAGAAUGUACUUCUGGCGAAGAGUACGUCCACCCAGAUAGAAGGUGUAUUUGCUGCAAGCAGAGGAAAGUCAGUCCCAGAAGAGCAAGAAGCCCUUCUCGAGCAGUGGCUGGAGGAAGGAGCAGGGAAUUUGCCAGCCAGUGAGAGUGCUCCAGCAGCAGGGAAAGUAUCAGUUACGUUCACAAGUGACUGGUUAGAAGGUUCAGAGCUAUUGAUGACUACCCUCAGUGACCUGAAUGCGUCUCCAGAAGUCACCCAAUGCACUGAUCAGCAGCUCUUGGAGCUACACGCCUUGGUUUCUUCAGACCAGCAAGAUCAUGCAGCGACUGAACUAGCAGAAUUACUAGCAGAGGAAGCAGUGGCUGUAGCAAACAACCCUACUUGGGCAGCUGUGGUGCCACAGACGGAUCACCAGAUAGUUGGCUGUGCCGCUGUCAGUGUAGGAGUGCAGGAUGAAGACCCAGCUGUGCUAGCCUGGAGUUUAGCACGUAAUGCAGAGACAGUACCAACGGAUCCCCCAGCCUGGCCCAUUCAGGAUACAGUACAAUUUUCUCCUCUCCUGACAGAGGUACCCUACCAUGAGAUUUUAUGGAGAGACUGGGAGGAUCUUUCUGAUCAGCCCUGUGUGCUAGAGCAGGUCUCAAAAAACACUCCUUUCUUUGAAUUUCGAGUCAUGUCUUACAACAUCCUUGCCCAGGACCUGGUGGAGCAGGGCCAUGAUCUCUAUCUACACUGUCAUCCAGACAUCUUGAACUGGAACUACCGCCUUCCAAACCUUUUGCAGGAGAUCCAGCACUGGAAUCCUGAUGUUCUGUGUCUCCAGGAGGUGCAGGAGAACCAUUACUGGGAGCAGCUGGAACCGAUGUUCAAAGAGAUGGGCUUUGCAUGCUGCUAUAAACGGAGAACCGGGACGAAGACAGAUGGCUGUGCAGUGUGCUACAAACACAGCAGGUUCCAGAUGAUCAGCCUCAGCCCCGUGGAAUACUUCCGUCCUGGCCUGGACGUCCUUAAUCGGGAUAACGUGGGCUUGGUGCUGCUGCUACAGCCUCUGCUCCCUGAGGGCCUAGAUCAGAAGGCAGUCAGCCCGCUGUGUGUGGCCACUACUCACCUGCUCUUCAAUCCCCGGAGGGGAGAUAUCAAGCUGGCCCAGAUGGCCUUGCUCCUUGCUGAGAUAGACAAGAUUGCAAGAACUACUGAAGGCAGUUACUAUCCUGUCAUCUUGUGUGGAGACCUGAACUCUGUACCUGACUCACCACUCUACAAAUUCAUCUGUAACGGUGAACUUUCCUACCAUGGCAUGCUGGCCUGGAAGGUGUCUGGUCAGGAGGAGUUUUCCCAACAGUUGUAUUCCCGGAAGCUGCAGGCCCCUCUGUGGCCGAGCUCCCUGGGUGUCACAGACAGCUGCCAAUAUGUCACCCUGUGCCAGCCAAAGAAACUAGCAGGCAGACGGCAAUACAGCCGGGACUUCCUGCUCCAGUUCCGUUACUGCGCUGCUGCCUGUGAGCGACCACCACAUCUGGUCCUCUUGGAGGGGGUGACAGAUGCUAAACCAGACCGCCCUGCACGCUGGCCCCAGCCUGUUGACAUGGUGAAAAACCCUGAUCCCCAGCCUCUCAUCCCAAGGUCUUCAGGCAUUAUCCAGCAUGGCCUCAACUUGACUUCUGUCUACAGUCACUUCCUGCCACAGAGGGGCCGCCUGGAAGUCACAACGAUGCCCAUGGGCCUUGGAGCAACCGUUGAUUAUAUCUUCUACUCGGCAGAGCCUGUGGAGAGUGGCAACAGGGGUGGUCGAAGGCUGUACCGGGAUGGAGCCCUGAAGCUGCUUGGCCGCCUUUCUCUUCUCUCUGAAGAUAGCCUGUUGAUGGCAAACGGCUUACCAAAUCCUUUUUGUUCAUCUGAUCAUCUCUGCCUGCUAGCUAGCUUUGGCUUGGAGAUCUCUAGCCUCAGAGAGGGUUAGUGUUGGUUCCUUUUGCCUAAAGAAAAGCUGUUUUGAAUACAGCAGUUGAGGCUCUGGAUUGUACAACCUGCUUUCAAGAAAGCUCUUUUCCUUAUAAUGCUCUAAAAGUCCCUUUUUCCCCUCAUACCCUCACAAAAAGCAAGGAUGGAAGAGUUGGAGUGCUUUUUGCAUUGGUGUGGGUCUCUGCAAGCCUGAGCUCCGUGCCCAGUGGGCUUCCAGUUAUAUUCAGGAAUUACUCUCUUAAAGGGAGCCUUGUUCCACUUCUUUGUUUAGCAGAUGUUUUAGUGCUGUAGGAACAAACAUAACUGUGUGAGAGCUUCAAGGAGCUGGGAAAGAGAAGGUCAACACUGCCUACUUCUGGUUAGUUAAUGGCUGCCAAGGAGCAGGGGAUGUAUACACUGAUACUCCUUUGCACCAAACAAUGGGUCUUUUAAUUUCUUAGUGAUGGUUUAUGAAGUAUGGUCCUUCCAGGACUAGUUGUCCUGUUGCCUUGGAGAGUGUUGGCUCUGCAAACUGCUUGGAAAUGGCUUUUACUUAAUAAUGAGCAAGGGCUGCCUUGCUGGCAGAAGGGUUUGUGUAGUUGGACAGUUUCUGCAAGAAGCUGCCUGCUGUGACUAGUGGACCAGGAAAUGGGAUUGCCAGGAAUUGAGCCAGGGCUUCUAUGGAGCCACCUGCAGCAGCCUAGAGGCCUUGAGGAAGGCUCCUUCCCUUUCUAGCACUCUCAGAACUGUACCUAGUGUAGCACUUGUAGGAAAAAUAUUUAUGAUCCUCUCGGUGAAUAUCGGUGGAAAAAAAUGUCCCAUAAGACAUGCCAAGGCCAGGAGGCUAAAGGUCUGGGAGGUCCCACGAGAUGAAAACAGAAGGUGUGUGAAGAGGCAGCAGAGCCAUCAGAUGGAAGAGCUGAUAUUUGUCACCUGCCUCACUGUUUCUCUGUGCCCCCCUGUUCCAGCAGCCUGCCAGGGGUAAGCCUGCCAACCUGUAGCAUUGUCUUGUGCCAGGCUAGAGUUGAUGCUACUGCCUUCUUCGGGAGCCAGCCAUGUUUAGGUAGAACCUGGACUGAGAAGACUGACUCCCGUCUCUUGGCAGAUGUUGGGGGUGGAGGGGAAGGCAGUUUAACUUGAAGCCAGAUUGUCCCAUCAUUUGGCUCCCACACUGCCUUUGGUGCCCUGUCAUUGUACUUCUGUUAGCAGUGGCAUGGCCAGUACAAAACCAAUAGAACUACCAGUUCCUAGGGCAGAUUCCCUACUUCAGCCUGCCAUUUGGUGCUCAGUUUUACCAUGAGAGGUAAGAGCAAUAUUGACAGAAACAUCAUCGGUCUUCUGCUCACAAUUGAGGUGGGGAAAUCUGGUCCCACCUCAGAUUUUUGUGUGAAGGUACGAGGAGACUUGAAAUAUUGUUCUCUCUUCCUGGAUUAUAUUGGGGGUCUUUCAUAUUUUAAAUGUUACUUUCUUUGUUGAAAAAUAAAUUGUUUCUAAUAUAAGAAAAACCCAACAAAGUAACUGUGACACCUUGUGCUCCUGGCAGCUGAACCUUCCCAUGACUUGCUCAACAAGGCUUUGCUGGCUGGGAUAUGAAAGAGGAGACAACCACACAAGAUAGUAGCAGUGAGGGUCAAAGGGAGGGAGGAAGUGGUCCUAGCUGUUGUCUCCCAAAACAUCACCAAAUCCCAGAGAUCGUUUAUUUGGUAUCAGGCUUGUCUUGCAAAAUGGUUUACAUUCAGGAAUCCUUCCCCUCCUGCCAAAGAGAGCAAGUACUGCUGAUCUUUUACAGUUCACUUCUGUAAACUGUACAGAAACAAGGCCUGUGUGUAUGGAUCAUGUUCUGCGCCUAUAUGGUUGUGUAAGGACUGCAUAUUCCCUUCUUACCUCUGCCCCUGGUAGUGUGUGGAUGGCUUUUGCUACUUCAGAUAAGAUGUAGGAGCCUGUAUAAGUGAACAACAAUCUAGAGGUGAGUAAGUUUGCAGCUGUGUUUGCCUUUUGUUUCACAGGUAAUGGUUCUGGUGUGAUGCUGCUGUUUGUACAUGGAGGGGCUGCAGAGCUGUGCAUUUCUAUGGCUCUAUUUGAUUGACAGUUGCACUAAUUUCUGGAAGUACUCAUGUUCUGGUUUUGUAAUUGGUUAUAGUUGUAAAGAGAAGGGAGGAAAGGGAAAUUGGUGAACUGAGAGCUUUAUUUCUUGCCAGGCUUGAAAAGAGGCUGCCAGAAAGCAUCCUGGAUGCAGAUAGCUCCCACCAACUGGUAACAUUGUCAUAGGAAACUUGGAAGACACUAAAGGUUAAAAACAACCAACCAAAAGCAAAACAAAAAACACUGUGACACAUGGUGUUGGCACUUAGAACUGUGCCUGGCUGCUUCAGUUGUAAUUGCUGGCUAGGUCUGAUGGUCAGCUGCUGAGAGGUGUGUGUCCAUGAGGGCAGCCCUCUUGCCCCACCUGCUGAGUCCCAUAAGGUGUGUAUGUGCCCUCUCAGGAGAGCUGGUUGGCCCUGCACUGGUCACAGCCCCCUGCCAGUCCUGUUGUGAAACUGAGGAGUGGGAGCUCUGCUUCAACAUCCCAAGUGCUUCUUCCACUUUAUUUAAACCGAAGACUUGAUUUUUCUUUGGGAUAACUGAUGAAGCCAUCUCUCAGGGAGAUUUUAAGGUUCCAGCUACAUGUUGUUGGAAAAUCUAGUGUUCCACAGGUCAAGCUAAUGCUUUGUCUUUCAGUACGUGACAUAGCAUGAUAUGAACUUGGAAUGGUGAAGUUAUUGAACACCGGAUAUAGAGUCAUGUGCUGAGAAACCCCAGGGCAAUACUUGCAAGUCCCUUGAUUCUUCAUUCUGAAAGCUCCCAGAGGAAGCUCCUGAAGCCCCAGCUCCCCCAGGCUUCCUUUGGCAGUCAUAAGUGAAACUGCUGCAGAAAUGCAAGGCCAUUGCUAGUGGCUGCAUACAAAGUCACACAAAAAGGCAGAGUUGAAGAGUUAAUCACUGUGGUCGUUUUGACCACUGCCCUGAAGCUCUGGUAUAGACCCCUACAGAGUUGGACUGAAAAACCUGUAUUUUAGAGCAAUUCAGUAUUAACAUCAAGUGGAUCUAGAGACAUGUGAAUUCCUCUGACUGUGGGGGACUACAGAAGUUUGGAGGUGGGGUGGGUGCAGAGACUCCCUGUCUCUAAAAUAGCAACUAGUACAUAGUUGUGGGGAGAAGAUAAUGCAUUCUGUGAUGCUUUAAGAACAGCACACUGAUAGAAUAAGGGGCUGUGGUAAUCAGUAACUCAUGAUGGGAUGCAGAACUAAGAUUCCAGAUGUAGUUCUUGAGUUUCCUGACCUAUAAGUGUGACUACCACAGCUUUCUGCUGAGUUACAGAGGGGUCUGUAAAUGGUCGUGAAACUGGAGCAAUGGGAAUAUCUGCUGUACUCAGAAAGGGAAGGUAUCAUAGAAGUAGGUUCAUCUACAUCAUUUUAGUAGUGAUGUAGAGCUCAGGGAGACCGGUGCUUAGGAGAAGGGAUGCCAGAGGCCACUGGCAGUGUGUAUACACACCCUGUUACAGUCUUGCAAGCUGCAGGAGCAUGCAGCUGUUGAGGCAAACAUGUAUUUGACAAAAUAUCUUUGCCUGACAACAGCUUGGAUUGCACCACAGCUGCUAGGCAGUAUUUAGUUAUGCUAUUUAGAUAGAAGUUGGACUUCCUUUACUUUCUCAGUUUUAAGUUCAUCACUUCAGGAGGAUGCCUUCUAUAAUCAGUUUUCCCAAUUACAUGGGAUGGGAGGAGCGGUAAACAAUAUAAUUGCUCCAAUUUCUUUCCUUUUCUUAAUAAAUUAAACUUGGCUGCUGCUCGAGGUCUUCUUUCUCCAUGCCUUUUCCUUACGAGGUCUCUGCAGCAGCUGUUUUCCCACGACUGCCAUAUCCAGUUAUCUUUUUGAGUUACCGUUGUUUAUAUUUUUCUGCAGCUGUAUUUCUUCAGUUAAAUGCUAUGAGUGGAAUUAUUUGGGCCAAGUCUUAUCAUAAACUCAACAUGUACAUAGCUUCAAGCUAUAAGGUAGUGGGUUCUAUCACCCCUGAAGAUGGGAAUAUAUAACUCUUGUUAUAUAAAACAAGUUUAAGAUCUGUCAUUGGUGCUCUAUAUAGCACCUGCUUUGUGCAGCAAAGGAGAACUCUGAAAGAUACUUGACCUUAGUCUCUUUUCUCUGAGGAGUCUCUUAGAGGCUCUAAAAACAGUUCAGCAUCUCGGAGAGAAUCUCUUUUUAAGAGCUGAUCAAGGUAUGUAUCCUGCUAGUAAUGGUAUUUGAGAGUGGUGCUGGCAAACGGUUUGCAAAGCAGGGUGUUGCUGCGUGCAAUUUCUCCUCCCCUUGCCACCACCUGCUAGUGCUAGUGGGCAUUUAUUGCGUGUACUGUUAGGAAUUCGCAGACAGAUCCGUGGUUUGUUGAAAUACAGAUGAAGGAGAAACACACAGCCUCAGGGGGACACAGCCUCCUUUCAGCUGGGUUCCUGGGGUGCAAGUGAAUGGAAUUACUGCUGUGCCUGUAGUGCAUUGUGCUGCAGAGUGGGGUGCUGAGUCUCGUAGAGAACUCAUGUGCUAUAAGGAUAACCAAGAUGACUGAUUAAACAGUUGGCUUGCUUCAGGCUCCUUCCUUUUGUCAGCUGUACAAAUUUGGCUUCUCCGGUCAAGGCAAGUUCCCCUCCAGCUUCUACUGAAAAUAUCAUUCUAGUCUUGAAGCUCUUUUCUGUUUUACUUAUUUUAAAAAACAUGUAUUUUUUUGUACCUGGACUGCACAUUUAUGUGCUCUAAGGGAACAGAAAUGCUGUAUAGGGGAGCUGCAGAAUUUUUCCUAACUUUGGUUGCACAACACAGCAGCUUUCAAGUGCUGAGGUGGCAAAUUAGAGAAGGACUAGACUAGAUGCUGGCAUGUGGUACAGCAAAGAUUUGCAUUCUGUUUAUACACACAAAAAAAAAGACUUCAAGCCUUAGCAGUGUCAUUUAGUUUUUUAGUCUUUUCUUUCUGGAUGGAAGGACUUUUACAGCAAUCUUAAGUUUAUUCAGUUACUGGCCACUUUCAGGAACUGCUCCUGAACUGGAGGUAGAUUAACACAGUAGUUACUCUUAAGCUGUUCCCUUCAUCCUUUCCUCCCACAGAGAGGCUGGAGAUAAGAUGGCAAUCACUCUUUGCUGAAAUAAAAAUAUAAUCCAGGAAAGCCAACUCAGCUGAGUUAACUGAGGUCUGCAAUAGCCUGCUAACCAGUGUGUCAUAUGCCCUUGCCUUCCAUAAUCCUGCACCCUCUGCAUCAACGGUUCUCUUACGGCUCUUAGUUUCUCAUGAAUGGAUUUCUGUAUGUUCUUAGGCAUGUGAGAGCCUUAAGUUUUGCAGUCCUGCUCUUCUACAGAUAGUAGUUGACUCGGUUUAUUUUUCUUGCUUAAUUAUUGCUUUGCUGAGUUGUGUAUCCUUUCCACAAUAAGGUUUUUCACAAAGGUCCAAGUAGUAUAAUCUGCCUUAAAACCCUAGCACUCUCACUAGCACGGGGAAAGCCUGAUCUAAGAGGGAGUAGAAAGUCUUAUUUUUAAGCUCAGUUAUGGCUGACUCACUGUUUCACUGUUCUCACUGUGCUGUCUAGCUGACCUUGAUUUUUAGCAAAAUCUCUUAAAAUGGUAGUGAGGCUCAAAGCAGAAGUUAAUAUAAUUAACAUAUCUAAGGGGGACUAUUGUAUGUGCCAUUCUCUUUGGAGUAACAGGUUAAGGGAUGUUUAUUUAUUUCCUCUACAUGCUGUGGCUUCGCCCAGAUCCUGGCCCUGGUCCCAGCUCUUGCUCACUUCCCUGGGGAGAAGGGGGAUGCUGUGCCUGAAAGAUGAUGGCUUGAAUA
This is a messenger RNA of Colius striatus (speckled mousebird), 7996 nucleotides long. RefSeq names its product angel homolog 1 (gene ANGEL1). The transcript has 10 exons. Bases 132 to 2171 code for a protein of 679 amino acids. The record is from RefSeq and is a predicted model, not a curated record. Gene Ontology annotation, molecular function: 3'-5'-RNA exonuclease activity. NCBI's taxonomy places the organism in Eukaryota, Metazoa, Chordata, Aves, Coliiformes, Coliidae.